UGUAAAGCGGUAUUAGUUGUCACAUUUGACAUUUGUGUCAACGUGACGUUUUGAUGUGGGUUAGAUUGAUUGACUUUUUUCGAGAAUUAAAUGGUAAAGCUGAAAUUAUACAACCUAGCACUCCAAUUUCCAUUAAAUAACGAAUAUGACCACUUCGGACGUUUAUAAUGACUUGAGUCUAUAUGUUACACCCGAGAAAUUCUACCUUGAACCCAGAAACAGCGACGAACUCUUGAUUAUCGACCGACCUUCGGAGCAAAUCACGAUACAGAGAAAUGUCGGCCAGAUUCCUGCCUCGAGCAGCAGAAGGGACUUCUGUGGACUGCUGGGUACGAUCCAUCUACUGGCAGGACCCUACCUAGUCGUGGCCCUCCAGAGAGACCUGGUGGGGUACAUCGCCGGCCACGCUGUCUGGAGACUAGCCAAAGCCGAGCUAGUGCCUUACAAUAGAACAUUGUUGCAUUUAGAUGCUGAGCAGCAGAACGACAACAACGUCUACCUUUCCAUGGUGGAACAGAUGCUUUCCACACCCUUCCAUUACUUCAGCUACGACUAUGACAUCACGCAUUCCAUCCAGCGCCUGCACGACAUCAGCCCCGACUUCUGGCAGCAAUCUCUGUACGAGCGAGCUGAUCAACGAUUCGUUUGGAACAAUCAUUUGCUGCAACCCUUCAAGAGCGCGGGCGUCAAGCGUUUCUGCUUGCCGCUACUCCACGGAUUCGUUUCGAUUAACCAAUGUGUCAUCAAUGGCCACAAUCUCAGCUGGACUAUCAUCUCACGCCGAAGCGUGUUACGUGCAGGGACAAGGCUGUUCCGAAGGGGCAUCGACAGGGAUGGGAACGUUGCUAAUUUUGUAGAAACAGAGCAGAUAGUGGAGUUCCUAGGCGACCGCGCUAGCUUCGUACAGAUAAGAGGAUCCAUACCCCUGUUCUGGCAUCAGAACCCGGAUUUACGGUACAAACCACCGCCUACCCUUCUGGAUGUGGACCCCCAGGAGCAGCAGGCUGCGUGUCUACGUCACUUGGAGGAAAUGACUGCUAUCUACGGCAAGCAAGUUCUGGUGAAUCUCAUCGAUCAGACUGGUAGAGAAGGUGGAAUUGAGAAGGCCUUCAGGGAUACCAUCAGUAUUUUAGGGUUUGCUUCUGCAAGAUACGAGCCUUUCGAUUUCCACCACGAGUGUAGAAAGAUGCGCUGGGAUAGGCUCUCAAUCCUCAUCGACAGAAUUGCUCUGGACCAGGAUGAAAUGGGCUUCUUCCUGAUUCUUCGGGACGGCUCUUUGAGCUCUCUUCAGGACGGAGUGUUCAGAACGAACUGCAUCGACUGCUUGGAUAGGACGAACGUGGUACAAAGUAUGCUCGCCCACAGAAAUUUGGAUGUGGUGUUGAAGAAACUGAAUAUUCUGCAUCCGAAUCAGAGGUUAGACGAGCAGUCAUCGUUCGAGAUGCUAUACAAGAACGUGUGGGCCGACAACGCGGAUUUCAUCAGCAUUCAGUACUCUGGAACUGGAGCUCUGAAAACGGACUUCACUAGGACAGGAAAGCGCACACAGCUGGGAUUGAUUCGGGACGGGAUCAACUCUCUCGUGAGGUACUAUAAGAAUAACCUGACAGACGGCUACCGGCAAGACUCCAUAGACUUGUUUCUGGGUUACGGGAAGAUCAUCUCGCCUCUGACAGUGGAGAAGGGCUGGCGAUACAUGACGUUCCCUUCGGUUCUUCUGAUGGCCAUCGCGAUNGUUAUUUAUGUGACCUUCAAAAUCCAAAUUCUUAUCAAUUUGUAA
Molecule: messenger RNA, 1780 nt
Organism: Leptinotarsa decemlineata (Colorado potato beetle)
Lineage: Eukaryota; Metazoa; Arthropoda; Insecta; Coleoptera; Chrysomelidae
Gene: Sac1
Product: phosphatidylinositol-3-phosphatase SAC1
Biological process (GO): phosphatidylinositol dephosphorylation
Cellular component (GO): endoplasmic reticulum
Molecular function (GO): phosphatidylinositol-4-phosphate phosphatase activity
Source: RefSeq, a predicted model, not a curated record